This is a messenger RNA of Apis cerana (Asiatic honeybee), 1897 nucleotides long. Its product is annotated as putative citrate synthase 2, mitochondrial. The record is from RefSeq and is a predicted model, not a curated record. Gene Ontology annotation, biological process: tricarboxylic acid cycle; carbohydrate metabolic process. Lineage: Eukaryota; Metazoa; Arthropoda; Insecta; Hymenoptera; Apidae. Gene Ontology annotation, cellular component: mitochondrial matrix.
GAAAAAACAAAAACAAAAGAAAAUUUUCGAUUAAAUAUUGCAACGAGAAAUAGUACCAUAAUUCGACCUUCGUCUUCUCAAUUUGAAACGAAGCCAUGACUAAAUUUUACAUUUUGUGUUAUAGAAAUAAUAAAUUAUCAUAAAUCUACAUAAAUACGAGAAAUAAUGUGGUAGAUCAAUUUUUCAACAAUUUUUUGUCAUGGAAAUAAUUUACGUUUAAAGAUUCUCAUAGAAAAGGAGUUUCGAAAAGAUGUUUUGGAUUUGGAGAGAAUCGCAGUUCCUGAAAAUGCAGAUGAUGUUUCUAAAGAAUGUGAGGAAUCGCAGCAACGUUAAUUUUCAUGGACAGCGACACGUAUUGACGGUGAGUACAACAAGAGGCGUUCCUAGUACAAGUACAGACUUGAAGGAGGCUUUGUGUGAAAAGAUUCCUAUACAUUAUGAUCUGUUGAGAAAUUUUCGUCAACAACAUGGAUCGUCAGUCAUCAGCCAAGUAACCGUAGAAAAUAUUUAUCAAGGAUUAAAUGGCGUGAAUACUAUUGUCAGAGAAACUUCUGAGACUGAUUCAAAAUAUGGGAUCAAAUAUAGAGGAUUAACUAUACCAGAAGUUAUUACACUCUUACCUCGAGAAGGAAAGUCACCAAGUGCGGAAGCUGUGUUUUGGUUACUGUUAACUGGUGAUGUUCCAACAAAAGAACAAACAGCAUCGUUGAUCGCUGAUUGGUCCAUACGACGCCAGAAAAAGAAAGAUUGGUGGUCAGGACCAGGUGGCGGGAUUGUGGGUUCCGUACUUCAAAAUCUACCAAAAACAACGACGCCUCUUGGAAAACUAUCGAUAGCACUCACCGUUUUUGAGUCUGGCAAAUACAUACAAGAAGCUUUAAAAAAUGGCGCUUUAAGCUAUACUCAUUGGGAAUAUACAUAUGAAGAUAGUAUGGAACUAUUAGCAACGCUACCAGCAAUAGUCGGUCUAAUCGCUAAAGGAGAAUUAAAGAAUUUGAAAGAAGAUACUGGUGAUUGGGUACAAUUUCUAUCAGAAUGUUUAUAUAAUACAUUUGAUAUUUCGGAAUAUCAAAAAAAUUCAUUGGUGGAUUUUCUUCGACUAUAUAUUGUUUUGAACGCAGACGAAAAUGGUGGAGUUCCUAGUGUUCAUAUUACAGAAAUACUUGGAGCUUCUCAAUUAUAUAUCAAUCAAGCUCUUGCAGCAGGAGCCUUAGCAUAUACUGAUGAACCUAAGAGUGGCACAAUGUCAGAAUAUAUGGAAUUCCAUUCAAAAAUACAACGACUUUUUGGCCAUGAAUCGAAAGAAGAAAAAUUAAGAAAUUAUAUAGCUACUUUGAUUAAAAGGGAAAAAUUAGCUGGUUAUCAAGAAACAAAAUUUUGUGACCCAAAAUAUACCGCAUUGAUAAAUUAUACGAGAGAACAUUUGCCAAAUGAUCCCAAUGUAAAGUUAUCACAAACUCUCACUCAAAUACUUACUAUGAUAAUGAAAACAGCAAAAGGAAAAGAUAUUUAUCCUGAACAAAAUGCAAUUGCUGCACCUAUUUUUCAGUUUUACGGAUUAAAAGAUAUGAAAUUCAAUCAAGUAUUAUUGUGUAUGUCGCGAGCGUUGGGUGCAAUUGCAUCGAUCAUUUGGACAAAAGCAGUUAAUGCUCCGGUCGAGCAUCCGGUAUCUAAAUGUACUCAUACUUAUUCAAAUUCUAUUCAUGGGAUACGAGGAAAACAUAAACGAGGAAAUCAUGUAAAGAAUACUCGAAAAUAAAUUUUAUUAAAUUCUAUAUUAAAUCAAUAAUAUUGUCAAGUAUAGUAUUAUAUAUAAUUUUGUGAUAUAUUUUAAUAAUGUAAAUUUUUUUUACUAAAUUUUAAUGAAAUAAAUAAAAUAUAUUAAUUUUAAAAACUA